AUGAACGGCACUCCCCGACUUCGAUCCGCUUUCCCCCAAAGUCCGCAGACACUAGGCCGUGAUAGACGGAGACAGACCGAGUCCCCGGCCAUCAAAAGACCCCAGAAUGUGAGCGUGACGACUGGUCCGCGUCCUGCCCAACCGGGGCAGGGUCCUUUGAUUCCCACCGAUGUGAUCGACGCACCAUCGCAACGAUUCUAUGUUGCAGCCCUCUACAUUGCGCUUGGUGCAUGGCGGAUAUACGACUCGAUGGGCGCUGCCAACGAGCUGGAUUCGACGUGGUUGUUUCUCAAAUGGAACUUUAUUGAUGGCGUGUUCUUGUUCGGCAUCCAGACUCUAAGGGUGCCAUGGUUAGAAUGGACUUUUCCAACUUUUCUUGCCAUCUUCCUUCUCCAUGCGGCCACCAAUGUGUUUUUGAUGUUUCGGAUACCGUUACCGCUUGGUGCAUGGGGAGGUAUUUUGUACAAGUCCUUUUACGACCGAGAAAUGUCUAUAUCGGGGGGUAGAGUCAAACCUGGCGAUAUCCUUCAUAAUGCGUCGCUGAUUUUGGGCAAACAAAUCAUCCAUAUACUUCCGGAAGGAUCGGCCGCACUGAACCCCGAUGGAAUACCAUUGUGUCUCAACCCCCAGCAGACUUCUGUUACCCUCCCCAUACGUGUCAACCAGUCAACUCCGAUACUUAUCGAUAUUAUACGCUAUGAUAUAUCCACUGGACAAAACGAAACCAUCAGCAUAUCGCACAAACAGCUCAAGCAGAUGAAAAAGCAGGCAGGCGAACCCGCCGCUGAUGGACAUCUCGAUCUUCGCUUCCCUAUCAAGAAAACAGGCAUUUAUCGCUUAGCCCGAGUGCUGGACGAGUCUAAACUUGAAGUACAAACCAGAGCUUCCGACACAUUGAUCCCAGUCUGUCCUAGAGCGGUGCCAAAGAACACAUUUUCCGACAAAUGUAAGGGUGACUUAUCCGAUAUUACUCUAGAAGUGGAAGGAGUGGCACCACUCAAAGUGAAAUACAGCCGCAGGAUCAACGGAUUUGAUGGUGGAUUCUCUUUCCAGAAUGUACACGCCGAAGGCUCUUUAGUCCCGAUAACUGGUCGAAAGCCGGCGGGAAUUCUCAUCGACCCCAAACAACCAGAUCCUCCAUCUUGGGCUCAGACUGCGAAUCUGCGUAUAGCGUUGAAUGAGACCUUGGAUGCUGGCGGUGAGUGGCUCUAUACUAUUGAAGAAGUCCACGAUGCACAAGGUAACGUCGCCAAUUAUUCGUCUUACUUGGAUGAAACGGAUCGAGCAUCAUUAAAAAACGUGUUGCAAUCACAACAAUUUUUGGUCCACGAGCGACCAAGACUCUCAAUGGUUGGCUGCAAUGCUCAGAAAUUCCUUCAGACUGCGAAAGGAGAGACCACCGAAUUGCCUUUGCACUUUCAUUCCACCGGAAGAGACUACAGCGACGAUGCGCCAUUCCAGCUUACCUAUUCGUAUUCCCCGGAAGAAGCAGAUGGACAAACUGAUGUUGCAAAGAUUCUGCAAGUAUCUCUGAAAACGUCAGAAAACCGACCAAAAACCAAAGAGCCUGGAUGGUAUUCUUUGGAAUCUGUGUCAAGCCGUUUCUGCCGUGGAGAAAUACUGGAACCAUCAUCUUGUUUGCUACACAACCCCCCAGAGCCGGACCUGUCUAUUCGACAUGAAAAACUUUUUGACAAGUGUGCGAAUAGUUCUGUUGGUCUCCUCGUCGAUUUGGACAUGAUCGGAUCUCCUCCAUUCCGUCUUCGUUAUGUCAUUGAGAGCGACAAAGGCACAGAGACCUUCUCUGAGGUUAUCAAGGGGCUUAGAGGACAGCUAGACUUUACACCAACCCAAGCCGGCCUCUAUCGAUAUCGAUUCCUGGAUAUUGCCGAUAGUGUUUACGGUCCACGACCAUUGAAAGAUAAGGUGCAAGUCUUGGAGCAAGAUGUCAAACCACAAGCAUCGGCACAUCUUUUGGGCACUCACAAACCUCAGAGAACCUGCUUUGGCGAGUCGGCCACUGUCGGUGUCUCUUUCAUUGGCGAGGCUCCCUGGACUUUGCAAUAUGAGGUCGUGCAUAACGGUAAGAAAACCAAACACGAAAUAGAGAGCUAUGAAUCUGUUGCAACCAUUGUGACCGAGCCACUGUACAGUGGUGGAGAGCACAUCAUCUCGCUGACUGGUGUGACGGACCGUACCGGUUGUAAGCGCGCCCUGAAAGACAGCGCAGUCGUUCAUGUUCGCCCCAAGAAGCCUCAAGCUGCCUUUGGCUUCAUCGAAGAGAAGCGAACUACACAAGCUCUGGAAGGAAAUACAGUGUUAUUGCCGCUGAGAUUAAGUGGACAAUCACCCUGGAUCGUGAAAUACCGCAAUUUGGAUGCCAACGCCGCUCGUCUGUUUGAAAAGAAGAUUUGGGAUGAGAAUGGGGCUAUACCAGUUACGCAGAAUGGAGUGUAUGAACUUGUCGAAGUCUUUGAUUCCACUUGUCCAGGAAACAUUGAGCAAUCCGCAAGCACCUUUGAGAUCAAGUGGCUUCCUCGACCUGCACUAUCUGUGUCAGGACGCACGGGUGUUGGUGAGAAUGUGUCGAAACGCAGUGUCUGUCAUGGAGACGAUGACAUUUUGGAAUUGAAACUGGAAGGCAAGGCUCCAUUCAACGUCAAAUACGAACAUCACCGCGACCAUGGUAGCGUCAAAACACGGAAUCUGAAAAGCACUUCCAACGUGGCAUCGUUGGAACUCGAUACUUCAAAACCAGGCAAUCACGUCUACAAGUUCACUGCCAUCUCAGACGCACUUUACGAUGCUGAUCCAAAAGCGCAAAGCCCAGUCAGUAUCUCACAGACUGUCAAUGCGUUACCAUCUGCUCGUUUUGAGACACCUGGACAUAUUUACGCAUUCUGCAAGGAGGAUAGUGACGGCGACGAGCUGAUUCCCAUUGUAUUGGAAGGACAGCCCCCAUUCUAUCUUGAUAUUUCCAUCAAGCAUCAUUCAAGCGCAAAGCCUGAGGUAGUGCCCGUUGGCCCAAUCCACAGCCACAAACACAAACUCCCCAUACCCCGCCGACAUCUGGAACUCGGCCAACACGUUGUUAGUAUCCAUCGAGUUGGCGAUUCUCUUGGAUGUCAGCGAACAUUCGAGAAGGACCUAUCAUCUGUUCGUGUGGCAGUAUCCGACGUUCCUACGAUCAUCCCUCUUGAGUCUCAGACAGAUUACUGUGUCGGAGAACGUCUCUCAUUCUCACUCUCAGGACAUGCGCCAUUCGAUGUCUUCUACACAUUUGAAGGUGUGAAGAGAAAGGCCUCUUCACAAUCAACCACAUUCCGACGUAUCGCCGAGAAACCAGGUGUAUUCACCAUUACGGCAGUUAGCGACGGCGCCAGUGGCCGUUGUCAAGCACACAAGAACAUUACCAAGGUCAUCCACGAGAUGCCCAGCGUGCGAAUUAGCAGAGGACGAGAAAGUAUCAUUGAUAUUCAUGAAGGCGGAGAAGCGGAGAUCAAUUUUGAAUUUGGAGGAACUCCGCCAUUUGAAUUUACAUAUACACGAAGCUCCAACGCCCGCAAAGGCAAACCAGCCGAAAUCCUGGACAUCAAACAUGACAUUUCCUAUGAAUACAAAAAGACCAUCAAAACAUCCGAUGAAGGAACAUACGAAGUAGUCGCAAUCAAGGAUAAAUAUUGCUCGUUCUCGACGCAGAAGGCAUCUGCGAAGAUUGCGAAACAACAGACGAAGAAAUUGAUUACGAAUUAA
Molecule: messenger RNA, 3753 nt
Organism: Talaromyces marneffei
Lineage: Eukaryota; Fungi; Ascomycota; Eurotiomycetes; Eurotiales; Trichocomaceae
Exons: 4
Coding region: 1-3753 (1250 amino acids)
Biological process (GO): nuclear pore organization; protein import into nucleus
Cellular component (GO): nuclear pore transmembrane ring
Molecular function (GO): structural constituent of nuclear pore
Source: RefSeq, a predicted model, not a curated record